CGAUGGCUGUCUUGAAUGCCCAACAAUAAUUGCUUCUUCGACCUAAGAAAUAAUAGAAAGUGAACAUAAAUUUGGUCCUGAUUGAUAACAUUGCUUCCAAACUAGGAUCCUUUUUAUACAGGACUUUUAUUUAAUAAUGGUAAAGUAUAAUAUUAACAACUCGAACCCUCCAAAGACGCUCUACUUCGUCACUUACGAAUACGAUUUCUAAAGGCGGAAGGAGCCCCAGGGGGCAAGGCUUUCUAUAUGGAAACGGAACGGGGAAGAUGCUCGUCGUUUCUGAUAAAUAUGCUGACGUCAGUAUUUUAUGGUUGGACUCGUUGUGUAAAACGUGUACAUACCUUUGGGUGCUGGCAUAAAUAACUAGUGAAGAAAAUGCCUACAGCCAAAGAACUGAUCAAAAUGCUAAUGAAACUUCACAAUGCUAAGAGGGCAAAGUAUGUUGCUCCUUAUGUUGGUGUUAAGCCUGGCGGCUAUGCUGAACAUGAUAAACUACUCGGGAUUUCUGUUCCAGACAUACGGAAAAAUAUAAAAUUGUUUCUAGGUUUACCAUUAAAUGAAGUAGAAAAACUGAUCAGGUCAGAAUAUCAUGAAAUACGAAGCGCAGCUGUGUACAUUUUGGUAUUUCAAUACAAAAAAUUGAAAGAUCGAAAAGACCAAAAGAGAUUUUUCAAUUUUUACAUUAAAAAUGUUGAACUUGGUUAUAUUAAUAAUUGGGACUUUAUUGACAUAAGUGCCCCCUAUAUUACUGGACCCUAUUUAUAUGAUCAAGAAAAUCAAGGAAGAACUGUUUUACUUAAGUAUGCAAAUUCACCGAAUGUUUGGCUUAGGCGUGUGGGUGUUCUUUCCACAUUUUACAAUAUAAAACAAAAUGAAUUCAACGUUAUGUUAAUUUUGGCUGAAAAAUUAUUAAACGAUGAACAUCAUCUGAUUCACAAAGCAGUUGGAUGGAUGUUACGUGAAAUUGGUAAAAAAGAGAAAGAGCAGUUAACACAGUUUUUAGACCUCUACGGCAAAGACAUGCCACGUGUCAUGUUAAGGUACUCCAUUGAGAAGUUGUCGAGAAGUGAAAGAGAUCAUUAUUUGGGAAAAUAGUCUCUGUCUUGUAAAAAUUUUGUAUAUAAAUUUAUAUAUAUACCAAAACUUUUAAAACUGGUUGUAUAAUGCACUACUGUGGUGGAAAAUCAUACUAUGCAUAAAAUGCUAAAAUAAAUUUCACGGAGAAACCAGUUAUUGGACAUAUAUCAAGUUUAUCACGCAACUGCAAUCUAUAUUGUACUCCAGGUUUUGCAAAAAGUUUUAUUUACCAGAUAUAAAUACCAUGCAGCAUAUGCUUUAUAUUUAUAUAUAUUAUUUGCUACAUUUUUUAGUAAAUUUUACAUUGUAAUUGUUUUUGUUGUAAUAAUAUUUCCAAGGUCAACAUAUUUUGCUUACCUGUAAGGUAUGAUGCUUUUUGUCA
Molecule: messenger RNA, 1459 nt
Organism: Hydractinia symbiolongicarpus
Lineage: Eukaryota; Metazoa; Cnidaria; Hydrozoa; Anthoathecata; Hydractiniidae
Exons: 2
Coding region: 376-1095 (239 amino acids)
Source: RefSeq, a predicted model, not a curated record